GUUUUGUUUCCUCUCUUCAUUCUUUUUCCUCUUAUUCUCGUUUUCAUUCUCAUUCUUAUUCUCAUUCUUAUUCUGCUUAUUCUGAUUCUCAUUUGCAUUUACGCUCUCAUUCUCAUUCUCAUUCUCAUAAUUAUCCUUAGACGCACAAUUAUAGCGUACACACCUUCAUUUCUGUCUUGUUUAUCCUCAAGUAAUAUAAUUGACAAUUGCCAACAUGGGUUGUACCGGUUCGAAACAUGGGCAUUCUUCCACCGCUGCUCCUCAAUCCAACUUGCACAUGCAACAACAGCAACCUGCCUAUGGCCUUCCUCAACAAAUGUUGCCUCCUUCAACCCUGCCUCAAGGAUGGAUCUCACUAUUCGAUCCGAGCAAACAGCGUCUCUAUUAUGUCUAUCCACAGACAGGCCAUGUUACUUGGGAACAUCCAUUAGGCCCGCAAGCGGAUGCACAGGAGUUGGCUCGUUUCUAUCAAAUUCAACAACAACAACAGAAUACGUAUGGAAACACCAGCAAUCAGGGCACUUUUGCAGAUAGUUAUAAUCGGCAAGGCGGGAUGGGUGCAGGUGCAAGCAUGGCUAUGGGCAUGAUGGCUGGAGGCGCAAUGGGACUUGUAGCAGGAAGUAUGCUUGCAGGCAGUAUGACAGAUGCUUAUCCUUCGGCUGAUGUGAUUCCAGCCAGCGAAGACCUUGGUGGCGGUGACUUUGGAGGCGGUGACUUUGGAGGCGGUGACUUUGGAGGUGGUGAUUUUGGUUUCUAAAAAAGGAUAAAGAAGCAACUGAAAAAAAAAA
Molecule: messenger RNA, 788 nt
Organism: Lobosporangium transversale
Lineage: Eukaryota; Fungi; Mortierellomycota; Mortierellomycetes; Mortierellales; Mortierellaceae
Exons: 3
Coding region: 215-757 (180 amino acids)
Molecular function (GO): protein binding
Source: RefSeq, a predicted model, not a curated record